AUGACAACCGGAAGUUACUCAUUAGCAGAGGUGCUGGCAGUCGCUAGGAAACACCCUUUCUAUAACCCGGACAUUGCAUACCCCGCCGAUGAAGAAACGAUCCAGAAACUUCGGGAGGUGGUAACUGAUCAAAACGUGGAGUCUGAACUUCAAAAGCAGCCACUGCUGGGGAAGAAAACGCUAUACAAGGCCAUUGAAAGACUUACACAUGAUGUGGACCCGCGGAACACCUAUCGAGAAAGCUCCUAUAUGAGCAUCACCGGCGGUGGCUCUGGCGGAGUUCCCAUGAUGUUUGCCGUGGAUGUCCACGAAAACCGUCAACAGAGAUUUCAAAUGGGGAAGUUCCUCAAUCUAUGCGGUGUUAUCAAGCGCGGGGAUUGGGUCCUAUCUACUCAUUUGGCAGGAGGCUUUUACAGGUCACUCGAUCUCAUGACGGAAAUAAUGGAAAAUGCAGGAGCCACUGUUCUUAGCGCCGGAAGCUACAUGUCACCCACAGAUGUUGUCAAAUCUCUGGCCGACUACCAUGUCAACAUUCUAACCGGCGACGGCAGCCAGGUCGUCCAAACCGUUCAUCAUAUCUCCCUCAUGGCAGAGGAAGACCGUAAUCGCAUCAGUCUUGACAAGAUCAUCUACACCUCCGAGCCCUUGACUGGCUCUCAACGAGCGUUCAUCAAGACUAUUUUGGGUGAUGUCAUGAUAGUUUCCGUCAUGGGAAGUGCCGAGGCAGGCCCCUGGGCAAUCAGUAGUCCCGACCUGACAGGAGAGCAGAGCCUGACUAGCAACAGCACGGACUUCAUCAUCGACACGCGCAGCAUGCUGGUCGAGAUUGUUUCUCCCUCCGCCGUCGAUGGGAUAUCGUCACCUGAUUCGAUCCUACUUCCAGAGGGAGAACAAGGCCUCAUCGUGCAGACAUCUCUACAAAGACUUCGUAACCCGCUAGUUCGCUAUAUCACUGGUGAUAUUGGUUCCAUCCACCCACUCCCGAACGCGGCCUGUGCUGUGAUUCCCGAGGCUGACCAGGACCAUCUACGUGUAUUGCGCAUGCGCGGCCGUGAUCAUCGCUUCAGCUUCAAGUGGUAUGCCUCUUAUUUUGAGUUUGAGAAGAUUGAAGCCUUCAUGCAGGCGGAAGACUCCGGUAUUCUGCAGUGGCAGCUCGUUUUAGACCGAUUGGAGAGUACACCACAGGCGACGCUGGAAAUUCGGCUGCUUCGGUCCCCACCGCGGGAUGGCAUUGUAUCGAAUGACGAUCUUACCAAACGCUUGGAGACUUUCUUCCUUUUGUUCCCUGAGAAUGAACAUCUGUUUCGAAUCGUGUUUUUGGAUGGUCUUGGAGGAUUCGAGCGGAGUGCUACCGCGGGAAAGGUCAUUAAGUUUGUGAAUCGAUGGGGUUGA
Messenger RNA from Penicillium coprophilum, 1392 nucleotides. RefSeq lists its product as uncharacterized. Bases 1 to 1392 code for a protein of 463 amino acids. Lineage: Eukaryota; Fungi; Ascomycota; Eurotiomycetes; Eurotiales; Aspergillaceae. The transcript has 3 exons. The record is from RefSeq and is a predicted model, not a curated record.